Molecule: messenger RNA, 801 nt
Organism: Aspergillus thermomutatus
Lineage: Eukaryota; Fungi; Ascomycota; Eurotiomycetes; Eurotiales; Aspergillaceae
Exons: 3
Coding region: 1-801 (266 amino acids)
Source: RefSeq, a predicted model, not a curated record
AUGGCUCUCAGUACAUAUCAUCAACCAGCAGAUACACCUCUCCCCGUCAAGGAGCAAAGCAUGACAACAGCUGAUACUGAGUCAUUGAGCAGUUCAACUGCCCCAGAAGAUGGGUCGCAAUACCCUAGAAAGCUUAAGCUGUUUGCCAUCGUCUCAAGCUUGAAUCUAGCCAUGUUCCUGAUCGGACUGGACAACACCAUCAUUUCGACCGCCAUUCCCAAGAUUACCGAUCGCUUUCACGCCCUUGAUGAUGUAGGCUGGAGAAUGGUCAGUGAACGCAAAAUUGUCUCUGAUCUGCUCGCAUUUGGUGUUAUUGACGGAUGCCUUGCGAACGACAAUGUUACAACGGUAACCUACACGCCCAUUACCGAGGCAUGGGCCGGUCUGGGAACCAACCUGACUGUGACCUUCGAUAUCGUGAGCGACGACUAUCUCUCCCUUUACACCAACAGCUCCCUGGAGAAGCGGACUGCGAACGCAGGUCUCGAGAUCUACGAGGAUAUUGCCGCUAUGAUCAAGAGCAAAUCUAAUCAGAACUCAUGCUCCCUGGUGUAUGGCACCGACUCUGACGGCACCUACGUUGAAGGUUAUGCUUACGAGGCCACGACUAGUGGCGAGAACUGCGACACGACAGCGGAGAAGAAGACUAUCAUUGCGGCAGUGGAGAAGUGUGCUAACAAACUGAAUGGCCAGGGCGCGAUUCGGGGCUGCUGCACCAUGAACCACGGCGGUACAUGGACGGGACACCUGCGUUUGACUGCUAGUCCAUCACUUUACCCAGCGCACACAGUCACCUAUUAA